AAAUUAAAACACUUUUUUUUUUUAAACGAAAAAAAAAAAAAUAACUAAAAGAAUUAUGUCAGCUCAUUCUGGAGACGAACUUGAAGUUGAUAUUAAAGAACAAGAUCGCUUUCUUCCUAUAGCAAAUGUUGCACGUAUAAUGAAGAAGGCACUUCCUGAGAACGCAAAAAUCGCAAAAGAAGCAAAGGAAUGUGUACAAGAAUGUGUGUCUGAAUUUAUUUCGUUUAUUACAAGUGAAGCAAGCGAUCGUUGUCAACAAGAAAAGAGAAAGACAAUUAAUGGCGAAGAUAUUUUAUGGGCAAUGCAAUCACUUGGUUUUGAAAAUUAUACAGAAGCAUUAAAAAUUUACCUUGCUAAAUAUCGUGAAGUAAGUUCAAAGGAAUUAUGUAUUACAAUUAAAGAUUUCUCAACAAAAUCUAUAUGAUAGACUACAAAGAUUGAAAGAACAAGUUCAAGUAAUAAAGAUAAAGAAGAAGGAUUAGAACAACAACAUCCAAUUCAAGUUCAACAAACACAGAUAUAUGCUACUAAUGAGCAACAAACACAACAACCUCAGCAACAAUUACCUACUUAUUAUAAUGGAAAUAUACAAUAAAUAAAUGACUUUAUUCCACAGUUUUUUAAUAUCAUAACUAUUUCUCCUCGUAUUAUUAUAUAAUUGUAUAUUACAUACAUUUGUAUCACGAAUAAGGAAAUAUAUUAAAUUUACCAGUAAUUAAGUUUUCUUUAACAAAUCUUUUAAUAAAGUAUUAGUGAAUGACGAUUCAUGCUUGUCACUUGUA
Cokeromyces recurvatus is the source of this 782-nucleotide messenger RNA. RefSeq names its product nuclear transcription factor Y subunit B-3. Lineage: Eukaryota; Fungi; Mucoromycota; Mucoromycetes; Mucorales; Mucoraceae. The coding region runs from base 56 to 424 and encodes 122 amino acids. The record is from RefSeq and is a predicted model, not a curated record. Gene Ontology annotation, cellular component: nucleus; CCAAT-binding factor complex. Gene Ontology annotation, biological process: regulation of transcription by RNA polymerase II. The transcript is spliced from 3 exons. Gene Ontology annotation, molecular function: DNA-binding transcription activator activity, RNA polymerase II-specific; protein heterodimerization activity; RNA polymerase II cis-regulatory region sequence-specific DNA binding.